CUUCAAUGGACAACAGAGUGGCAAGGAUGAUUCUAGACGCUUCGAGGUAUUUCUGGGUCGAGUGGCGACAGCCACGUGACAGACGGUUCGUGUCUGAUCUGGUGCAUUUAGCCUUACGACAAAGAGCCGCGCUUCCUCGAGCUCAACCCCCUCGGUCUCGUCCCGACUCUCGAGGUAAGACCCCAAAUGGAAGCAAGGGUCUGUUUGAUAGCGACGUCUUGGUGGAGUAUGUGGAGGAUCUUUAUCCCGCCAGUGUCGAGCAUCCGUACGUCCUCUGUCUUCAGUAUAUUACUGGAAUAUGGCUGAGGACGAUUGGCAGUCCUGUUUUCCCUCUUGACCCCUAUGAGAAGUCUUGGGCCAGGCUGAACCUCCAGCACAUCACCAAAAAAAUCAUCCCAGCCUACUUCAAAAUCAUCCAAGCCCAAGACCCUUCCGCCCAAUCCGUCGCUCGCGGAGAGUUCUACACCCACCUCCGGACUUAUACCGCCCGUAUCAAGGAAGGAGGACCGUACUUUGCAGGGGAGCAGUGGAUGACGGUGGAUGGGAGUUUGGCGCCGUUCGUGGGGAGAUUCUUUUUGUUGGAGGAGAGGAGAGGCUUUGAGGGGAAGGAGGUUGGGGAGAAGUGGGUGGAGUAUGCGAAGAAUAUUUUGGCGCGCGAGUCUGUCAAGAAGACUACUUCCGAGGCAAAAUACUACACCGAGCUUAUGGAAAAGUACUUUACGGACGAAGCUAACUCGCAGGUGUCGAUUGCGAUCCGUGCGGGUAAGGCUCUUCCCUAGAUUUUUGGCUCUCAUCCGAGUCUCGUCCUAUCCUCUCAUGUGGAGGCGCACAAGGACGUCUGGGAUUGUCCUAUACUUGACUAUGCAAAGUACAUUUAACCAUGCUUACAUCGACCGUACCGUAAGAGAGUAGCUGAUGGACCGUACCGUAAGAGAGUAGCUGAUGUGUAUAUACGAGCGAUGGUACGCGGCUGUUGAAUGAAGAAUUAGAGCAAUAACUUCCUGCGGAUGCGUCCAUGAUCCAAUACUGCCUCUACGCGACUUCUCAAGAACCAUCGGGGUAUUGUCACGGC
Messenger RNA from Cryptococcus amylolentus CBS 6039, 1072 nucleotides. RefSeq lists its product as hypothetical. Lineage: Eukaryota; Fungi; Basidiomycota; Tremellomycetes; Tremellales; Cryptococcaceae. The coding region runs from base 6 to 779 and encodes 257 amino acids. Gene Ontology annotation, cellular component: cytoplasm. The record is from RefSeq and is a predicted model, not a curated record. The transcript has 4 exons.